UAAAGGGCCCGGUCAAAGUAAGUAAAAUAAUGUGUGAUUUAUAAUCAGGACUUUGUUGCAGAUCCUACGUAUCUUUAGCUACAAGUUCUGCUUUUUCAAUUAUCUGCACCUCAAAGUUCUUAUCUCGCCAGAUUAAUCUCAAAGCGAAUUCGUACGCAAAUAUAACGGCGUUCUCCCAGUAAUUGCAGUCCUAGGGUGAUUCGUGCACAUGACCUCCAGUUUCAGGUUUUUACAUUUGCAACCGUGGCCCAAUUAUCAAUUUGAUUUAGGCCUGGUGUGAUGUUGAUACAUCUAGUGGGGGAUUCUUGUUGAUUGGUGUCAAAGAUACACCUGAAACCUGGGCUAUCCCUUCCAAUUCCUCCCUUGUUCACCCUCACAGUCUGGCGAGGUGGUCGAGUGCAUUUGGUGAGAAGAAUAUGUUGGAUUUUCGUGUACAGAUUUCAACGAGUAAAGAUUUUCAUGAUACCCGAGCACACUGGUAUGUGACAUGUUGUUGCUUAUUGUUGUUGUUUGUUGUUGCUGUUGUUGCCGUUGCCGUUGUUGCCGCUGUUGUUAUUGUUGCUGCUGUUGUUGUCGCUGUUUUGAUUGUUGUUGUCUUGAAUCAAACACAGCGUAAUUACUCCACUUUAGGUAUUAUCGUUUUAAAUCCCCACGCAUUCUUUCAAAAUUACUGAUGUCCGAUGAAGGAGGAUGCAGUCAUCGAUACCCAGGGAUUGGGAACAUUGCCUACGUUAAAGAUCUUAUGACUGGAAAGAUGGCAACAACGACGUUUAAUUGUUCGCGAUUUGGAGCUUCAAUUGCACCUGGACUGGGAUGGGUAUGUCACCCUAUCCUACUUUUAAUAGCUUUGAUCCACAAGAUUUUAAUUUAUGUACCUUGCAGAGUACUUCAUCUUCCAUCAUUCUUAUUCAAUCAGGAGAAAAUGAACAGAUGUUUCAAAGAAUCAUGCCCAAUUGGUUUUGCAUAUCUUCCUGGUUAUCAUAUCGACACAUCAGGCUCGUACAGGUAAUUAUUAUGUUAUGGUUUGAAUUAGAAAAUACAAACAUUUUCACAUACCGUCAUGCUGUUUUCCUUCAUGUAGCUACAGUGUCAUGUCGGGACGUUCAGGCAUACAGGACAGUCAAACAUCAUUCGUUGGAUGUGAUCAUGGAAAGGUAAAGUACAUCUAAAAUAUAAACGAGGAAACAUUUGAUUUGGGCGACAGAAUUGUAUUGGAUAUUGGCAAACGUUUGGUCCCUUGAUCAUAUGAUUAAAAGUGAUUCAAUCUAAAUUCAGUGGUAAAUUAUCAACCUUAAUAAUUUCAAUUUGCGAGCAAGACAAAAUUUCAUCAUUAGUCUCAGUUUUUAAACGUUUUAUAUCAAAUACAACAUUGCAUUCAGUCAGUUUAUUUACAGGCCAUUCGACUAGGCCUUGUCCGCCAUUUUUGGGUGUUAAACCGCAGAAACGUUUUUCGUGUCUCCUAAUGGUCCAUAAUAAAAUAUUUCCCGAUUCGGCAAAAACCUACAAUCAUGGCAAAAACCUACAAUCAUGGCCAAAUGUUGUGGAACGUAAAGUGCGAUUUCGUGUUUUUACCCUUGAAUAAAAAAAAAACCCUUCCCCCCAGUCAAUGUUGUUUGGGAUUGUUUUCUGCUCGGAAUAAGCAUCACACAAUCUGAUUUAUUAACGCUAGGAUCAACAUUGGAAAGGGGGGCCGGGGGAGUUCCUUUUUCGUGAAGUCUAUGACAAUAUUAUAACUCGCGCGCCUUUACCUUUUAAUUAGCUUGCGUUCCACAAACAUUUGGCUAUGAUUGUAGCUAUAUAAUGCGAUGUUACGAUUUUACAGUGCUGUGCAUGUUUUGGUCCUGACAGUAAGCAGGAUUACUGCGCACCAAAAUGUCACGCAAUCAAUGGGGGAACUGUUUUAAGAGAAAAGGACAAUAUCACAGUUUGGUUUUGGAUCCGUUCAUCUUUACCAAAACGUGUUUGGAAAAAAUGCAUGGAGUUUAAAGAAAAGAACGAUGCUGGAAAAAUAGAAACAUGGCGUGUCGAGAAUGGAAUAAGGAGAAAGGUAUGGUAGAACGUUCAGUCAGGAAGAAGUUAUUUCACUGACCUCAAAAUGAUAUUUCGUCAAAAAUUUUUUCUUCAAGAUUGGUUUAGAAACAAACUUGGAGUAGAAUUAGGUUAGUGUUAGGAUUAUGGUUUGGGUUAAAGUUCGUGUUUGGAAAAGAGCUAGUGUUGGUAAAACUGUUGCUUUGCGACGUUUUGUCACCCUGAGGCCAGCGAAAUAACCUGUUCCCGUCACGUCAGUCAUGGCGGCCAUUGACGUCCAAUAGCUCUGAAGGUCGUAAACAGCUUUUUUCCCAUUCCGCCCCGGCUAAUUCCAGUUUUUUCUAACGAAACGUAUCGCUAACCAAGUUAUCAGUUCAUAAACCCAUAGUGUUAGUAUUUAAAUCGAUGUCAAAAUACGAAAUUUUGGCACACUCCUUGCCAAGAUGGAGGAAAUUGAAGGAGCUGUUGGACGUCAGUUCCAGUCCCUUUCUAUUGUUUUUGUUUGCGCGGUUAACGUUUUGGACUCAAGUCCUCGCUCCAGAUGUAUAUGGAGCUCAUUGGAGUGUGCUAAUCGUCCUUACUUGCAGCUGAGAGCUAAGCUGCAAGACGAGGGAUGCAGCUCAGCCUGAUCGACUCAAAGGCUUUCUAAGGGCGCCUCUGGUAGCCACCUUAUGACUCAAGUCUGAUAAUAUGGGGCACAGCUACGGUGGAAGGGUCAGUUCAGGGUCAAGGGUCAGUUUAGGGUCAAGGGUCAGUUUAGGGUCAAGGGUCAGUUUAGGGUCAAGGGUCAGUUUAGGGUCAAGGGUCAGUUUAGGGUCAAGGGUCAGUUUAGGGUCAAGGGUCAGUUUAGGGUCAAGGGUCAGUUUAGGGUUGAGUAAGGGUCAGUUCUACAUGUUUUAAAAUACAGUUUAAGAAUUAAGACAACGUAUAUAUUCAACAGACUGGUGCAAGAUCUGAAUUGUUCAUAUGCAUGUAUUACUUAUUUAGGGUCCAUGUUCAGUUCCUGAAGAUGUCACAAUUAAUGAUGGGGUAAGCUAGAAACUAUGGUCAUUAAUUAAGUUUUUUAGGUACUAUAUCAAAUUAUUUCCCCUGCUUAGCAGAAAAUCUGAGCCAAAGUGCAUUUUUCCUGUGCUUAGAAUAAUUCUUCUUGUGGUAUCACAACAUCAAACAACAUCACAGCACGGUUUUGUUGAUUUUUUGCAGGUUGCAGUAGUCCCCAACAAUCAAUCAAUGAACAAACUUCCAAAGGUGGAAGGUCUUCUUUCCUAUCAAUCUGAUAAGAAGAAGCUGUAUAUCAAAGAAAAAUCUCAGUGGACAGCAUUGGCAAAUCAGAACGAAGUACGUUGUACCUCCGUUUUACUGCGGAUAUUAGUUUUCAAAAUAUAAACGUAAAAUUUCCUUCCCCCGCCUCAACUCCUCGACAUUUUAAAACUGCCAGCUGCGCAGACAGGCAUUUACUCGGCGUACUUGAUUUGUGGAAUAUAAUAGCUAAAAUACGACAAACAAUACUGAGUCUUUUAAGUUUUUAACACACUGAAAGACUGGAUGGCACAAUGGUUAUCAUAGUGUGCAAAGAAUUAUGCACGCAAAGGGCUCAUUAGGAGAAAAAUGCAUGGCGACAACGCCUGAUGAGGAAGGGAGGAUCCAGCUUUUUUCACAAGAAUCGUGCAUUAGGUGAUGCAUGAAGUCGAAAGUACGUCAGUUCGUUGGGAUCACCAAUUGGUCGGCGAUUUUAAGCAGUAAAUGAAAGCGUUAUCAACCAACAUAGCUACAGGAUAAUUACGCCUCGCAAUUAAGAAUUGAAUUUCACGAUUAAACUAAUCUUAUCUUUUUCAUAAAAAGAUUAAAGAUGUCAUUGGAAAGCUUGACAGUUUCAAGCAAGAAAUCAACAAUAAACUUACAACGGUAAAUAGUAAAAGGUAAAAUGAGGGUAUUACUUACGUAAAAUAAAAUAAAAUAUUAAUAAGAAGAAUUUUAAUAUAUCUGUGCACGUUGAAGUACCCCCGCUAAUCUCAAUAUAAAAUUCUAGCUUAUGUAUAGUCGCUUUGAAACUUGUUGAUUUUACAGUGAAAAAAAGAUUAAAGAUGUCACUGGUAAAUUUGACAAUAAACUUACAACGGUGAAUAAAGGUAAUAUAAUAUAGAAUAUAAUAUAGAAUUCUGACAAAUAUUGGCAGGCUUUAUUUAGAUGCGCUACCUAUUUCGCAGGCUAUAUCAAUAUUAGUUCAUUGGCUAAUGUUAUACUCCUAAUGUUACAUCUUUUUGUUUUUCAUCAAAGACGUCAAAGACAACAAAGCGCUGAUACAGAAAUGGAUGACUCGAAGGUAAAAUGAGAGUAUUAUAUAAUGGUGUUCUUCUGCACUCUGUUUGUAGUCAUGUGUUAUGUGUAUGUACAUUUUGCGCAGUGAAGACAAAGUAUUUUUGACAUUACGUGAUUAUGAAGCAAUCAUGUAAUAAUGGCAAUCAAAACACUCAACUCAAAACACUCAACUGCAUGCACUGUUGAAAUAUUCAUCACGCAAACUAAUUUCAAAAGAUUUUUGAACGUUGAAGUAGGCUUUGGCCUGUUUAGUAUAUACGUCGAAUUUUGGUCGCGUCCGAAUGCAAUUUAGACAAUAGAUAAUGAAGCUUAAUGAGGUUUAUCAUCUCAUUAUCUAUUGUCUUAAUUGCAUUCAACGCGCGACCAAAAUUCGACGUAUAAAACAGGCGUAAGUCGUCUGAAUAAAAACUGUAGGUCAUACGUAGCGUCUACGCUUUGAAAUUUAUUGAAUUUGUAGUGAAAAAAAGAUAAACGAUGUGAGUGGGAAGCUUAAUAGUUUUAAGCAAGAAAUCAACAAUAAACUUACGACGGUGAAUAAAGGUAAUAAAGAACUGAAAAUUAAUAUAAUAAAGAAUUAUGAAAAUUAUUAGUAAGUUUUAUUUAGAUGCUUUAUGUCGAUGUUUUAUUUUAUAUUUUCUAUUAGUUUAUGGGCUAAUACCACUCUUUCCCUUUUUAAACUAUGUUAAAGUGCUGACACACAAAUCAUGCAAACAAAUAUGGAUGAGUCGAAGGUAAAAUGAGGGUACUUAAUGGUUUUCUUUACUUUGCCAUUGUUCUAUCUUUUUUCAUGUUUGUGCAAACAUGAUAAAGUAAUUAUCAACUGGUAUAAUUUCAUCGAAAUUGCUCAUCCCGCGUUCUCAAUUAAUCGCACUCUUGGAAUAUUCUUAACCGCACUAUUUUCAAAAGAUUUGUACAAGCUAGUCAUCUCAAAAUACAAAAAUCGUCGCUCAUUAUAGACGCUUUGAGUUUCCAGCGAGUUUUCUACAUAAGUUAUGUAAACCAAAAAUUAAAUGCAGAAUAUUUCGUUUAUCUUACAGAAACAAUGGAGAUGGUGUUUACAGAAUCAGUGUUAAGAACAGUCAAGUUAUGGACGUGUACUGUCAAAUGACUAACGUCUCAGGUUGCAAAGGUGGUGGUUGGACAAUGGUGAUGAAGAUUAACGGAAGUUUGGUAAGCCAAAACGAGACCACAGAAUAAGUCAUACAGUAACCAGACUUCUUGGUUUUUCCUAUGAUUUUCCUAUGAUUUUGGCGUAACCGUAAUUCGUCAUCAAAAUGCUGACGCCAUGGUCCUAGCCAGUGCGCGUUUGAGAGGCAUUCCCCCCUUGAUAAUAGUGAGCUUAACCAAGUGACGUUUUUGACAACACGGACGUCGAUCGGAAGUAAAAUUGACGUUUUGCACCAAUCACAGCCCUUGACCCAGUCUUUUGACGUUACUCAUGCCGUUCGUGUUGUCAAAAACAUCACUUGCUUAAGCUCACUAUUAUUCAAAAUGGCGGACGUCCAGGAGGGGGAAUGCCUCUCAAACGCGCACUGGCUAGGACCAUGGCGUCAGCAUUUUGAUGAUGAAUCAUGGCGUGGCAGCAGUUACUCGAGUCGACCUUCUGUGUAUCUUUAUUCUGUGACGAGGCUCUAUGGCCAAGAUGACGUCUUUCCAGAAGGGUGUAAAGGACGAGGUUUCGGGUGAAGGUUGGGACUAAAUGUAACUUUGGGAUUGGGGUCAUGUUUAGGAAUAAGUUCGAGGAUUAGGAAUCAGAUUUAGGAUUAGGCUGAGAUGAAAGACUAAAGUCAAUCUGACUAAAUCUUAGUAUUUGUUUUUUUAGAGUACUUUCAAAUACACUUCCUCCUAUUGGACGAACAAAGUCAUUUACCAUGACUAUGCCUAUGGGCGAAACGGCGGUUUAGACAACCGACAAUUUAAAGGAUCGACUUAUUGGAGAACCUCAUUUAAAGAAAUUUGUGUUGGUAUGAAAUAUGGUAGUCGUUUAAGAGCCUUCUCUUUCUCGUAUCCGGCAUCAUCUCUGCAUAGCUUGAUCGCAGACGGAAACUAUCGACAAACUCGCCUUGGUCGCGCGCAGUGGAAAUCAUUGAUCAGUGGAUCAUCCUUACAGCGCAACUGCAACCAAGAGGGAUUUAACGUGGACCGAUUAACCAAGUCCCUAAUUGUAAAAGUUCGGUUGGGCAUUAUUGCAAACAAGGAAAAUGGUUGUGCUUCACCAGACUCUUUCGUAGGCCUGGGAGCUGAAGGUGGUGUGAAUUAUCCCAAGGGCUGGACAUGGUGCAGGUCUUCAUAUACAUCUGCUAACGCCGCGGGUAAUCUUGCCCAGUGUGGUGCAGACAACGGAAACAAGAAUGCCAGAGCCAUGGCAUACAUAUUGGUUCGUUAA
Molecule: messenger RNA, 6733 nt
Organism: Paramuricea clavata
Lineage: Eukaryota; Metazoa; Cnidaria; Anthozoa; Malacalcyonacea; Plexauridae
Source: the annotation of a GenBank genome assembly